AUGGACCGCAAUAGUGGCCGAGUGCUGCUGGACUAUCGGGCGUCCGAGCCUGUGCUGGCUGAGAGCGAUCACUCGAGUCUGUCGGAUGCGCCGCUCUCCAGGUCGCAGAUCCAGCGACCGUCCAAGCUCGCUGCGGCCUCUUGGAACCCCGGGAGCCUCAAGCUUCCUGGUCGUUCCAAGCACAAACAUGUCGCCAAACAGCCACGAAUGGACGAAGUGAUCCCGCGCGUGGAGCUCACGGACGCACAGCAGGCGGACAUGCGCGAACAGGCUGAAGGACUCAUCGCGAGCUGUUUGCUCAAGUCCAAGGCGGCAUGGGACGGCACCAAACAGAUUUUCGAUGAUCCCAAGCAGUGGAAACUUCACAGUGCGAAGCCACAUUUGGCUAUCUACAAGCGUAAGGACCCGCAUCGUCGUAGUGCGACGGCGCAUCAGUUUGUGGCUUCUGGACGGAUCCCUGCACUCACGCUACAGGACGUCGAGUACGGCAAGUACAGCGACACGACGCUGGACGAACGAUCCAUCAGUGCGUAUCUGUUCCGUGACUAUUUCUUGGACGCUGCAGUGCUCCAAGUACUGGAGACGCAGACGGAGGACGAUCCGUUCCGCUUCUUUGGCAUCAAAUGGAUGGCGUUCGCGAGUCCCAGUAAGCCAGCCAAGUUCUUUUCUCCAAGAGACCACGCGUACUACGAAUACGCCAAGACGGUGACUACCGACGAAGGUCACAAGGUGCUCGUUAAGGUCAUGCAGUCUGUGGGAGACGACGUGUUACCUCCGUUGACUCAACUUGUAGGUCACGACAAACCAGGUGACGGCGUGGACCCGUCCAAGUUACGUUUCGUUCGUGGCCACAUCUCGAUGAUCUCCAUGUACAGGUUCGACGAGGCGACGAACGCCGUCAAGGUGUUUGCUGAAGGUGCGUUGGAUCCAGGCGGUCGAGCCGGCAGCUGGCUGGGAAGCGCCUUCCUCUCUCAGUUCGCGCCGACAGUUGUGCGGAUCGAGUACUGCGCUGACAUCAAGUACAUUAUGAAGCACGGCAUGGUCUUCCCACACCCGCCAGCAGCGCUGACUCAUUCGCAUUCGGGUCAAAGUGUCGACAAGAGUCAAAGCACCAUGAGUGGCUCUGAAGUUACAGCCCACGGCCCCGCUGGGAUGCCCUUUUCCCCAAGUUGGGUACCUGACCAUCAACGAAAGGUCUGCUUUGUGUGUUUCAAGAGCUUCGGCAUCGUCCGACGUCAUCGUCAUCACUGCCGUAUGUGCGGUGAAGUCAUGUGCUCGCGUUGCAUGAUCACGUUGCCUCUGGUUGCGCCGCCAUCUUCAGCGCCGUGUCCAGAUAAUAACGAAGACAUGGAAGGCACUGACAGUCGCCGUUCGCAUCGACAUGGCCAGCAACUGGACGGUCGACCCAUGAGUGUGUUGCUUAAGCAACCAGCCAAGAAGAGUCUGGAGGAGACGCGCUCGAACGGAUACCCGGCUGUUAACAACGUCAAGCUCUGCAAGAAGUGCAUGUUCAACAUUCGUCAGGAGCGGAAGGGAACCAUGAGAGGAGCCACCAACUUUUACGCUGCGCCGACCAUGAUCAAGCAGUUCCCGUUGGUUCUACAAGGCUCUCUAGCCGACAACAUUGGCUUGCAACCGGGACCGAUGCGUGGCUUCUUCCCUGGUGGACGCUAUGCAGCUGACGAUGAGUUGAUUAACAACGCUCACGGAGACGACGAAGAAGACGACAUCGAAGAGACGGACGAGGAGUACUCCGCUCGUGUUGAACGUAUGCGGCAGAUGCACAUGGCCCGAGAGAAGAAGAAAAACUUGCGUCGCAGUAUUCUUCUCUACGACGAAGACGACCUGAACAACGGAGCCGAGUCUCCUCCAGCUAGACCCAGUCAUCUCUUUAAUGGAGGCGACAGUACGUUCAACUUCGACGAUUUCUUACUGCCAACACCGAAGCGCGAAGAUGAAGACAACAAUCGUCUAAGUCGUGGACGAGUGGUGAGUUCUACCAACCAGAGCGAUGCCAUCCCGCCGUCGAUUCCUCGUCGACCAUCCACCACUGCACGUCAGUCUGAGAGCAGCUCGAAGCUGCGGUCACUGUCCAUUCCCGACCAACUGGAACAAGUGGAGCGAUCGAUCGCCCAGCAGGAGGCGCUAAUCCGAUCCAUCACCGAGCAACGCAGUAAGAUGAAUCGCUCUCCGGAAGACGACACAGCCGGCAAGACAGCAGCCACAACAGCCGGCGAGAUCUCGUCGGAAGCACGAUCUUCUUUGCUGUACCCCGGCUCGACCCAAACUGCGCCGACACCUAGAGCCGACGCACAGUUCACCCCGCUCUCCAUGCGCUCAUCUUAG
Molecule: messenger RNA, 2346 nt
Organism: Phytophthora infestans T30-4
Lineage: Eukaryota; Oomycota; Peronosporomycetes; Peronosporales; Peronosporaceae
Exons: 3
Coding region: 1-2346 (781 amino acids)
Molecular function (GO): metal ion binding
Source: RefSeq, a predicted model, not a curated record